Symbiodinium sp. CCMP2456 is the source of this 468-nucleotide messenger RNA. Lineage: Eukaryota; Dinophyceae; Suessiales; Symbiodiniaceae. The record is from the annotation of a GenBank genome assembly.
AUGGCUGACGCCGAGGAAGAGGAAGUGCCUUGGGAGGAGCGCCUGCAGCUGAUGAUGGAGUAUAUGGCCGGCUACUUCUUCGACACUCGUCACUUUCAGUUGGUUUCUUCCUCGCUCUCCAGCUGCAGCGACAAGCGCCAUGUCAUCGCAGCCGCAGCACGGCUGCUGUCCGGCUUCGGGGUCCAGACGUCGGCAGAGGAGCAGCGGGAGCUCAUGGCCAUGGAUGAGGAGGAUCAGAUUAGCACGCUGCUUGCCAAGAUCCCGCAGGAUGGCGACGGCCGGUUUCAGGAGUUCUUUGUCCAACUCCAGCAACUGGUGGCUUGCUCUGAGAAGGUGAGAUCCGGCCUGGAAGCCGGUGAUGCUGCAACUGUCGAAGAGGCGCUGGUAGACGCGGUCUCCUUCGGCAUCACGCACGUUGUCUACAGGAUGGCCGCCACGCAGGCCGGCGCAGAGCUGUGCCCUGCCUGA